This is a messenger RNA of Musca vetustissima, 1560 nucleotides long. RefSeq names its product Y+L amino acid transporter 2 (gene gb). The record is from RefSeq and is a predicted model, not a curated record. The coding region runs from base 1 to 1560 and encodes 519 amino acids. Gene Ontology annotation, molecular function: L-amino acid transmembrane transporter activity. The transcript has 7 exons. NCBI's taxonomy places the organism in Eukaryota, Metazoa, Arthropoda, Insecta, Diptera, Muscidae. Gene Ontology annotation, biological process: amino acid transmembrane transport. Gene Ontology annotation, cellular component: membrane.
AUGCCAGUGCCGGAAUUACAAUCGCCCACCAGUGAGAUGGUGUUGUUAACACCAAAUCAAGAAACAGCUCCUCCAAUUGGCUUGACAUCGAAAUCUCAAGGAGCUGGCAGUGGUGAUAAUCAUGACAAACGUGGCGAAUCAGUGGAAAGCAAUGACAGUCGAGUUCAGAUGAAAAAACGUUUGGGUCUAUUGGAAGGAGUGGCCAUUAUAUUGGGUAUCAUUUUCGGUUCGGGUAUUUUUAUAUCACCCAAAGGUGUCAUUCAGCAAGUAGAGACCGUUGGAACUUCAUUGAUUAUUUGGAUUUUAUGUGGCCUGUUGUCGAUGAUUGGCGCCCUUUGCUAUGCCGAAUUGGGUACAUCAAUUCCACAAUCUGGUGGUGAUUAUGCAUAUAUAUUGGAAGCCUAUGGUUCUUUGCCCGCAUUUCUGUAUCUUUGGGAUGCAAUGAUGAUAUUUGUACCAACAACAAAUGCAAUUAUGGGUCUAACAUUUGCCUCGUAUGUUCUGCAACCAUUCUUUGAUGCUGAUUGUGAAAUACCAACUGCUGCCAAACAAUUGUUAGCAGCCGCUACAAUUUGCUUCCUAACCUAUUUAAAUUCCUCUUACAUGAAGGUUACAACAAAAAUGCAAAAUAUUAUUAUGUUCACAAAGAUUGCGGCAUUGGUUUUGAUUAUUAUUAUCGGUUUGACAUGGAUGUUUAUGGGUCACGUUGAAAACUUUACAGAUGCCUUUGCCAAUACAGAAACCGAUCCUGGCAAAUUAUCAGUUGCAUUUUAUUCGGGUAUAUUUUCUUAUGCCGGCUGGAAUUAUUUGAAUUUCAUGACUGAAGAAUUACGCGAUCCUUACAAGAAUUUACCACGUGCCAUUUAUAUAUCGCUACCUUUGGUGACAAUAAUUUAUGUUUUGGCUAAUAUGGCAUAUUUGGCUGUAUUAAGUGCAUCGGAAAUGAUUGCCUCCGAUGCAAUUGCUGUGACAUUUGGCGACAAAAUAUUGGGUGGUUGGUCAAUUAUUAUUCCCAUGAUGGUGGCAAUCUCUGCCUUUGGUGGCCUUUCAGUUCACAUAAUGACUUCGUCGCGUAUGUGUUUUGUUGGUGCUCGUAACGGUCAUAUGCCGGCCAUAUUGUCUCACAUAAGUGUUAAAAAGUUUACUCCUGUACCAUCGUUAGUUUUUCUGUGUAUAUUGUCAAUUAUUAUGUUGUUGUGCAGUGAUGUCUAUGUGCUAAUCACAUACUGUAGUAUUGUGGAAUCUUUCUUUAUUAUGUUGUCAGUAUCGGCGGUGUUGUAUUUCCGUUAUACCCGACCCAAUCAGGAGAGACCAAUUAAAGUUGCGUUAUGGAUACCCAUAGUGUUUGUAUUGAUUUGUGCCUUUUUGGUUGUUGUGCCAAUAUAUGUAGCACCAUAUGAAGUGGGUAUGGGUGUUCUAAUAACACUUGUUGGAAUUCCAUUCUAUUAUGUUGGUGUUGUUUGGAAAUCUAAACCACAGUGGUUACUGAAUAUGACAGAAUCUCUAACACACAUGUGCCAAAAACUUUUCGAAUCUGCCAAGGAAGAAAAAGAGGACUAA